Mirounga angustirostris (Northern elephant seal) is the source of this 8168-nucleotide messenger RNA. RefSeq names its product potassium voltage-gated channel subfamily H member 1 (gene KCNH1). Gene Ontology annotation, cellular component: plasma membrane. The transcript is spliced from 11 exons. The record is from RefSeq and is a predicted model, not a curated record. Gene Ontology annotation, biological process: regulation of membrane potential; potassium ion transmembrane transport. Bases 212 to 3094 code for a protein of 960 amino acids. NCBI's taxonomy places the organism in Eukaryota, Metazoa, Chordata, Mammalia, Carnivora, Phocidae. Gene Ontology annotation, molecular function: delayed rectifier potassium channel activity.
GCGAGCGCUCUGCGAGGCGGGCCGCCGGUAGGGAGGCGCGAAGAGGGCGCGAGGGUGGCAGCCGGAGGGAGCCGCCGCCCCUGGCCGCCCGGGUCCCCGCGGGGCGCAUGGGGCGCUUCGAUCCGGGAUCGCGCGAGGGCCCGGCGCCCAGCUUCCUGCUGCCGUGAGGAGCCGCGCCGGGACGGCCCCAGGACCCCAAGCUGCCGGGAGGAUGACCAUGGCCGGGGGCAGGAGAGGACUGGUGGCCCCGCAGAACACGUUUCUGGAGAAUAUUGUCCGGCGGUCCAGUGAUACUAAUUUUGUGUUGGGGAAUGCCCAGAUAGUGGACUGGCCUAUCGUGUACAGCAAUGACGGAUUUUGCAAGCUGUCUGGCUAUCACAGGGCGGAAGUGAUGCAAAAAAGCAGUACCUGCAGUUUUAUGUAUGGGGAGCUGACCGAUAAAGACACAAUUGAAAAGGUGCGGCAAACAUUUGAGAACUAUGAGAUGAAUUCCUUUGAAAUUUUGAUGUACAAGAAGAACAGGACACCUGUGUGGUUCUUUGUGAAAAUUGCUCCAAUUCGAAAUGAACAGGAUAAAGUGGUUUUAUUUCUUUGCACUUUCAGUGAUAUAACAGCUUUCAAACAGCCGAUUGAGGAUGAUUCAUGUAAAGGCUGGGGGAAGUUUGCUCGGCUGACCAGAGCUCUGACGAGCAGCAGGGGCGUCCUGCAGCAGCUGGCUCCCAGUGUGCAAAAAGGCGAGAAUGUCCACAAGCACUCCCGGCUGGCCGAGGUUCUGCAGCUGGGCUCAGACAUCCUUCCCCAGUACAAGCAAGAGGCCCCGAAGACUCCGCCUCACAUCAUCUUACAUUACUGUGUUUUUAAGACCACGUGGGAUUGGAUCAUCUUGAUUUUAACCUUCUACACAGCCAUCCUGGUCCCUUACAACGUCUCCUUUAAAACCAGGCAGAACAAUGUGGCCUGGCUGGUUGUGGAUAGCAUCGUGGAUGUCAUCUUUUUGGUGGACAUUGUGCUGAAUUUUCAUACUACCUUUGUUGGACCAGCUGGGGAGGUGAUCUCUGACCCCAAACUCAUCCGCAUGAACUACCUGAAGACGUGGUUUGUGAUUGACCUUCUGUCCUGUUUGCCAUAUGAUGUCAUCAACGCUUUUGAGAACGUGGAUGAGGGCAUCAGCAGCUUGUUUAGCUCACUGAAGGUCGUUCGGCUGCUUCGUCUGGGGCGAGUGGCCCGUAAGCUGGAUCACUACAUUGAAUACGGAGCUGCCGUGCUGGUCUUGCUGGUGUGUGUGUUUGGGCUGGCUGCUCACUGGAUGGCCUGCAUUUGGUACAGCAUUGGGGACUACGAGAUCUUUGAUGAAGACACCAAGACCAUCCGCAACAACAGCUGGCUCUACCAACUGGCGAUGGACAUUGGCACCCCUUACCAGUUUAACGGGUCCGGCUCAGGGAAGUGGGAAGGUGGCCCCAGCAAGAAUUCCGUCUACAUCUCCUCGUUGUAUUUCACUAUGACCAGCCUUACCAGCGUGGGCUUUGGCAACAUUGCCCCAUCCACAGACAUUGAGAAAAUCUUUGCGGUGGCCAUCAUGAUGAUUGGCUCGCUUCUGUAUGCCACCAUCUUCGGGAAUGUGACGACCAUUUUCCAGCAGAUGUAUGCCAACACCAACCGGUACCAUGAGAUGCUCAACAGCGUUCGGGACUUCCUGAAACUCUACCAGGUGCCAAAGGGCUUGAGUGAGCGAGUCAUGGAUUAUAUCGUGUCCACCUGGUCCAUGUCCAGAGGCAUCGACACUGAGAAGGUUCUGCAGAUCUGCCCCAAGGACAUGAGAGCUGACAUCUGUGUGCACCUGAACCGCAAGGUGUUCAAGGAACACCCAGCUUUCCGGCUGGCCAGCGACGGCUGCCUGCGGGCCCUGGCCAUGGAGUUUCAGACAGUGCACUGUGCCCCGGGGGACCUCAUCUACCAUGCAGGAGAGAGUGUCGACAGCCUGUGCUUUGUGGUCUCCGGCUCCCUGGAGGUGAUCCAGGAUGAUGAGGUGGUGGCUAUCCUAGGGAAAGGAGACGUGUUUGGAGAUGUGUUCUGGAAGGAAGCCACCCUGGCCCAGUCCUGUGCCAAUGUCAGGGCCCUGACCUACUGCGACCUGCAUGUGAUCAAACGGGAUGCCCUGCAGAAAGUGCUGGAAUUCUACACGGCCUUUUCCCACUCCUUCUCCAGGAACCUCAUUCUCACCUACAACUUGAGGAAGAGGAUCGUGUUCCGGAAGAUCAGCGACGUGAAACGGGAGGAGGAAGAGCGCCUGAAACGCAAGAAUGAGGCCCCCCUGAUCCUGCCCCCGGACCACCCUGUCCGGCGACUCUUCCAGAGGUUCCGGCAGCAGAAGGAGGCCCGGCUGGCCGCGGAGCGGGGCGGCCGCGACCCCGACGACCUGGACGUGGAGAAGGGCAGCGCCCUCCCCGAGCACGCCUCGGCCAACCACAGCCUGGCGAAGGCCAGCGUGGUGACCGUGCGCGAGAGCCCCGCCACGCCCGUGGCCUUCCAGGCGGCCUCCGCGGCGGUGGCGGACCACGGCCGGCUGCACGCGCCCGGGGCCGAGUGCCUGGGCGCCAGGGCGGGCGGCGACUGCGCCCGGCGCAAGGGCUGGGCCCGCUUCAGGGAUGCCUGCGGCAGGGCCGAGGACUGGAGCCAGGUGGCCAAGGCCGAGUCCAUGGAGACGCUGCCCGACAGGACCAAGGCGUCCGGAGAGGCCACCCUCAAGAAGACGGACUCGUGUGACAGCGGCAUCACCAAGAGCGACCUGCGGCUGGACAACGUGGGCGAGGCCAGGAGCCCCCAGGAGCGGAGCCCCAUCUUGGCGGAGGUCAAGCACUCGUUCUACCCCAUCCCCGAGCAGACGCUGCAGGCCACCGUCCUGGAGGUGAAGCACGAGCUGAAGGAGGACAUCAAGGCCUUGAACACCAAAAUGACGACUAUUGAGAAACAGCUCUCUGAGAUACUCAGGAUAUUAACUUCCAGAAGAUCCUCUCAGUCUCCUCAGGAGCUGUUUGAGAUAUCGAGGCCCCAGUCCCCAGAAUCAGAGAGAGACAUUUUUGGAGCAAGCUGAGUGGUCUGUUUAAAAAAAAGAAAAGAAAAAAAGUCAAAGAUAAAACCCCACCUCCCUGCCCUCGACAACCCCCCCCCCAACCCACACACACACACACCUACAUGACCAACAACUUCCAAAGUGGGCUUUUCCUUUCGGGAAAUCUGAGCGGGACCAGUCACUUAGGCACGCGCACGCUCUCUCGCUCUCUCGCUCGCUCGCUCACUCGCUCUCGCUCAGUCGGGGAGCAGACGUGGGAAGAGGCGCGUGCUACCACCCUGCAAGACCGCAGCGGCUCUCGAACUGUCGGCACAAUUUUGGAAGAGGGGGCAUGCUGUCUAAAGGGUCUUUUCCUUUAUUUUUAAUGUUUUAACUGCCACGAUCUUUGUAAAAGAUGACAACCACUAGAAAAGAGGAGCAGCUAUUUGGGGGUUGGUGGGAGCGCCCCGGAGAACCUCCCAUGUAGACACCAGGCUGGGCUCCUGCGCCAGGAACCCCGAAGACUGCGGCGGGCACGGGGAUUUCCCAGCAUUCCCUGUCCUUGUACAGCCCAUGUCUGUCGUCACCUUAUCUUUUCCUACAGUAGUCAUGUGUAACAAGCCCGGGACAAGGGGAGCUUGAGGGACAGGGAGGGCAGAGCCUUGCAACUUUCGGUCUCUAAUGGUUAAGGCCAGAAAGCAGUGAGGUGCUCUGGGUGCCUCCCAUUGACACCAAGAGCCAGGAAUCCUCGGGUCUCCUUUCCCAAGUAGAAGAGCUGGAGAGGGGCCUUCAGGAAGCAGAGACUCUCUGGGCUGUGAUUGGCAGCCUACUGUCGUGGGAGCGACCACGGGGAGGGUUCCAGAGGCCUCAGGUGUACCUCUGGCCCUGCUCCGUGCCACUGUCCUCAUCAUCUGGGACCUUUGCUUCUUUUCUUUCUCAGCUCCCCCGCCCCAGUGUCCCGUGGCCUUCCGCAGGGUGUGCGGCAUCGGCAGGAAGGGCGAUGAGCCCAGAGCUGCUUUAUUAGCAAAGCAGACACACACAUACAACCUCAGAAAAAUGAUUGUAGCAAGUCCUAUGUUUAUAUUAUGAUUCUCACUGGGAUUGAUGGCCCUUCAGGAAUUUGUAUUUUGUCCACUGCGUUGGGAUCACUAGAGGACCCUUGGGAUCCGUGCUCGGCCUUAUUUUAAAACUAACUUUUUUUUCUCCUGCUACUCAGUAGGACUUCAGGAGAAACGACGAAGACUGCAGGGCCACGGUUGUACUUGCUUCAGGAGCAGCAGAAAGAGAAUGAGGCGGCAGGUUGUCCAGCUGGCUCUGUAGGGUGACGGAGAGAGGCAGCUCAGGGAAGGUCUGAGCUCAGAGCGAUGGUCACAGAGCCACCUGCGGGCCAUCCAGGUCCCUAUGCCAUGAGGCUUGGGGACACUCCACUGCCUCCUAGGCAUGUGGGGCCAAAUUAUUCAUGUGUUUGGGCUUCCAAGGGCAUCUGAGAAAGGAAAGAGGUCUCUCCCAGGCCCAGUGGAACUAGCUCAGGUGUACACCUUGCAGAGAGGGUCAGGACCCUAAAACUUGACAAGCAAGAUUGGAAGUUCAGCUCUAAGAACUAGCUUGGAGAGAGAAUUAGGAGUGCGGGGGAUCUGGACUCUGGGUGACAGCAGGGACCCAUCCAGGGCGCUGGCUUUCUGCAUCACCUCACCCUAGCACCUGGCAUAGCUUUGCCGCACAGAUCCUGAGCCAGUGUUAAUCCCCUCAGUACUGAAGGGGACCUGCCAGGGUGGGACCUGCCCUACCAAAGAUACUCCGUGGUUCUGAAGGUCUCCUGUCGGGGCCCACCUACCCACCUGCCCCUCUGGUCCUGCUCAGUGGCCAUGACAGGUCCCAGGACUUGGCCUUCAGUUGUCUGUGCAGAAUGGGGCUGUCCUCCCCUGGCUCCCAGGACUGGCACAGAUGGCCCUGGGGAACAGAGGUCCAGAAGGUCGAGAGAAGGUUCCUUCCCCAGGGGUCCUGUGCACUUACGCAGCUUCUCAUGGGAGGCUUACCGGGGUGGCUCUUGGCUUCCCAAGGCUGCAGUGUUAUUCGAUUUAGCCUCAGAUGGCAGCAUACAGAGGGGGAAGUCUAUAAUUUCGAAAGGCUGAGUCCUGACUGUGACUCUGGAUAAAGCAUUGAGACUUUCGGUCUCCUUGAGAAGCUGCCCACUAGUCCAGAGGCUAUAAAAGAUCUGGAAUCCCAUCUGCCCCAGAAUGUUCUAGUUUGGCAUUCCUUCAAUGUGCUCAUUAGCCCGCUUCUGAAGUUUAGUCCCUACUACUUUCAAGUCAGGGGUCAGGGCAAGGGCCCUAAUAACUCCAUCAUCCAGCUUCAGAAGCACCUGCCGGUUUCUCUGUGGGCUUGAUGACGGGCUCCUGUCCAGCGCCCUGCAGGCCAACCUAGAGGGGCCCUUCCCUUCCUCACUGGCUCUGCCAGAGGGCGCAGGUGUUUACUAAGAAAUGACUCCCCAUUGGGGCCUAAGGGACUAAGACACCGAUGUGCCAGGCUUGAAAGUCCACACUUGUUUUGGGGGAAAAAUAAAGCUUCAUGAAUGUACUCGUGGACCGACUCCUAGGAUUUGGAUGGGGCUCAUGACUGGAAGCCUGGAUCCUGCGGGGGGAAUGUGCUCCUCUCGGGGUCGCAGGGCCCCCACGUGAGCCUGUGGUGACAGAUCACCACAGUGCAGCUGUGCAUGCUUUCAGCCCUUCCCACUUAAGGAUUAUAGGGACUUUCGCUUUGUUUCCUCUGAAAAAAAAUUUUUUUUUAAAUGAGCCAAACCUUCUCUCUUUUCACCUUUAUGACAUGCACUUGGCCGUGGGCUGCUUUGUGCUAACUACCUACUUUCGCCUGGACGCUGCUCUGGCUUCCCGAGCAGGGCACAAGCUUCAGAUACUGACUGAACCUUCCACUGUCCAGUGGCUGAAGAGAGGUUAGGGAAACACAGAGUCACCAGGUGUUGGACCGAACAUUUAGACUUUAGAAGUUGUGCUGAGAGAGAUUUACCUGAGUUCUUUGUUCCUUUCCGAGGGAAGGGGACAUAAUGUAUUACACCGUCGCCCAGUACUUGCUGGUUACCUGAUCUGGUACUUAAAUUCCUUACCUUGAAUGUUACCCGUAGGGAGGCUCCGCUUCCCAGAGAGUGUCCCUGCUUUGGAGCUGAAGGUCCUGCCCCAGCACUGGGCUGCUUGUUGACCACGCUCUCCUCAUCCCCACUGAUGGAGGUGUGGGGGGGAGGGUUGAGUCUGUGAAAGUAGGCGGCCAACGAGAUGGUGCGCUCGUUCUCGGUGGAGGACGCGGACUCCAGCAUUGAGUGCUGCGGGCCCAUAUACCUGCAAGGACGCCUCCACCAAGUAUGACACGGUUCCCCCAGAAGGAAAGGGAGGCAGCCCUCUGGUUGAGAAGCCCUGGUUUCGUGCACAACUUUGAUAUCUGCACCUUCAUCCACCCCAUUCUCUCAUGCUCAGACCUGGCUUGUUUCUAAGACCAUUUUUUAUACUCUCAACCUCAGACUACAUCAGUGUGCAGAAUGGUAGCCAGUACCAGGCAACCAGUGGCUUAGAACAUCUUUGAUGCUACAACAGCAUAUGGGCCCGAGUGUUUCGAAGCAGUUCCCGCUCCUUGUUAUCCAGUUCCCGGGCCUGUUUUACCCUCAGCUUUCUAGAUCCUGUGUGCUAUUGCUGGCCUGGCCAAACAUCAGGCCCUUUUCUGGAACCUUCUUUCAGAAGCGGAGCCAGCGUGGCUCAGAGUAAAAAAUGCACUGCGCCACGCACCCCAUCCCGCAAGCUUCCCCUCCUGAAUCCUUGGGGGAGGGUGAAGGUAAGGAGCCAACCGUUAGAAUUUUUGUCCAAGCCUUUGUGGGGACUAAAAGAAUGCCUUAGGGGUCCCAGGUGUAGGGAGAGCCUCCUGUCUCCUCGUUGCAUUGACCACCAUACGGCACGGGCACUCUCGGGAAAAUUUUAGGAGCCCUGGUGGAGAUACAAGUUGCUGAUGUGCAUUUGAUGACUAGAUUGUACAAUGUUUUGCAAUAAAGAUGUUUAGCCUUAAGACCCUUGAAUGGAACUCCAGCUGGGAUGGAGCUGCCAACACUCCCCCUCCUCCCUCCUCACGUCGUGUUGCUUAAAGAGGAGCCCACCGAGGGCACACUCAGACCCCAGGGUAGCCUCUCCUCUGUCACUAAAUUGUACUGCCUUCUCGCUCGCUUCAAUACCAAUACUUUCACCAGCUCUUGUGCCCUCCAGCUGGAGGGGAUUUCACUGUCCCCUCAACACCAACCACAGCCAUCAGAAAGCACCAUUUUCUCACACAAGGUAUUCAUGUUGAGAAGGUUUGAUUCCCACUCCCCCCCCCACCACACACAGUUCAAAAGAAUCAAUGUGAAUUUGCAGCUUAAAUUAGUUUCAAAUGAAACUUCUUUCACACGCGAGCAAAUGAGACUUAUUCUGGAACCUCCAGAACUGGACUCGAGUGCCCUGCGGGUGCCAGACCUGGUGGGUGCCCUCCCCGCCCCGCCAUUAAACUUUUCUUAGACCCAUUGUCUCUUUAUCUGUGACUUCGGAGUCGGUCAACGGAGCUACCGGUUGUUCAAUGAGAAGUUCACGGAUCUUGUAUCAGGAUAUGAACAAUGAGAAAGAUCUUCAUGAAGAUGCACCCUCCCCCCGCCCCAAUGAAUGUAUUCUCUUAAUAUUCAGACGUUGUAUUUGUGCAUCAGUUGGAGACAGCCCGCAUCGGACAUUUCACCAGUGCCGUAAGGACACUUCUACUCCUGAGCAGUUCGUCAAUCUGGGGCUUCUCCUUAUAUUGACACUCUUUCCAUCGAGUCCCGCCAAAUCCUUCACUGGGUUUUUCUUUUUCCUUCGCAUCUGCCACUUUGUCCAAAUGAGCAUGAAUAGACAGAAGUGCAGAUGAGCUGAUACUAUGUUUAUGGUCAGCUAAGGAUGCUUCCAGAAACUCCAGGGUGUGUGUGCAGCUUGGGAACAAUAAGGAAUAUGCGGGCCCCUCCAUUGAUGAUAUACCCUUCUCAACAUUUUUAAACAAGCACAAAUGAUAUUUGUAAAAAAAAAAAAAAAAAGUUUAAUUUUAUUUAUUAUGGUAAUAA